AUGCGCGCGGGCGAGCGGGGCCUGCCGACGACGUACGAGCCCGAGACGCUCGCGGCGUACUUCGGCGAGCGGCCCGGCGCCGUCGCGAGGCGCCUCUUCCAGGUCUUCGGCACGUCCUUCGGGUACCUGAGCGCCGUGGCCUGGGACGCGGCGCGGGGGAAGCUCGAGGAGAGCGAGGUGAGGCGCGCGGCGGCGCUCCGGAACACGAUCGUGAGCCUCGGCCCCUUCUUCAUCAAGCUGGGCCAGGCCCUCAGCAUCCGGCCGGACAUCCUGAGCCCGCGGGCCAUGGUCGAGCUCCAGCAGCUCUGCGACAAGGUGCCGAGCUUCCCGAGCGACCUCGCGUUCGCGACGAUCUGCGAGGAGCUCGGCGUCGACGAAGUCUCGGACGUCUUCAGCGAGAUCACGCCCGAGCCCGUCGCCGCGGCGUCCCUGGGCCAGGUCUACCGCGCCACGCUCAAGGACUCGGGCGAUAUCGUCGCCGUGAAGGUGCAGCGGCCCUUCGUUUUGGAGACGGUGAGCCUCGACCUGCACCUGGCGCGCGAGCUCGGGAAGCUCGUCCGGAAGUUGCCGGACUUCGUCACGGAGCGCAUCGACGUCGUCGACCUCAUCGACGAGUUCGCCUGCCGCUUCUACGGGGAGUUGGACUACGUCGUGGAGUGCGAGAACGGCAUCCGCGUCCGCGAGGAGAUGAAGAACCUGCCGCGCGUGUUGAUACCGAAAAACUACCCGCGGUGGACGACGCGCCGCGUGCACGUCGCCGAGUGGGUCGAGGGCGAGAAGCUGAGCCAGUCGACGGCCGACGACGUCGCCGACCUCGUGAACCUGGGCGUCGUGACGUACCUGACGCAGCUAUUGGACAGCGGCUUCUUCCACGCGGACCCGCACCCCGGCAACAUGCUCCGCGCGCCCGACGGCCGCCUGGUGAUCCUGGACUUUGGGCUCAUGACGGAGAUCACGGACGACCAGAAGUACGGCAUGAUCGAGGCCAUCGCGCACCUGAUCCACCGCGACUACGACCGCAUCGGCGACGACUUCGUGCAGCUGGGCUUCAUCCCGCCGGGCACGGACGUCAAGCCCAUCGUCCCGGCGCUCGCGCGCGUCUUCGACGCGGCGCUCGCCGGCGGCGGCGCCAAGGGCAUCAACUUCAACGACCUCUCCGCGGACCUCGCGGAGAUCACGUUCUCGUUCCCGUUCCGCAUCCCGCCCUACUUCGCUUUGGUGAUCCGCGCGAUCGGCGUGCUCGAGGGCAUCGCCCUCGUGGGGAACCCGGGCUUCGCCAUCGUCGACGAGGCCUACCCCUACAUCUCGCGGCGCCUGCUGACGGACCAGAGCCCGCGGUGA
Molecule: messenger RNA, 1341 nt
Organism: Aureococcus anophagefferens
Lineage: Eukaryota; Pelagophyceae; Pelagomonadales; Pelagomonadaceae
Exons: 1
Coding region: 1-1341 (446 amino acids)
Biological process (GO): protein phosphorylation
Molecular function (GO): ATP binding; protein kinase activity
Source: RefSeq, a predicted model, not a curated record